Stegastes partitus (bicolor damselfish) is the source of this 2222-nucleotide messenger RNA. RefSeq names its product chaperonin containing TCP1, subunit 7 (eta) (gene cct7). Gene Ontology annotation, biological process: protein folding. Lineage: Eukaryota; Metazoa; Chordata; Actinopteri; Pomacentridae. The record is from RefSeq and is a predicted model, not a curated record. The transcript is spliced from 12 exons. The coding region runs from base 1 to 1638 and encodes 545 amino acids. Gene Ontology annotation, molecular function: ATP-dependent protein folding chaperone; ATP hydrolysis activity; ATP binding.
AUGAUGCCCACACCGGUUAUCCUGCUGAAGGAGGGGACUGACACGUCUCAGGGCAUCCCCCAGCUCAUCAGCAACAUCAAUGCCUGCCAGGUGAUUGCUGAGGCUGUCAGGACCACCCUGGGGCCCAGAGGGAUGGACAAGCUGAUGGUGGACGGCAGAGGUAAGGCCACAAUCUCCAAUGAUGGAGCCACCAUCCUGAAGCUGCUGGAUGUGGUUCACCCUGCAGCCAAGACUCUGGUGGACAUCGCUCGCUCCCAGGAUGCUGAGGUUGGCGAUGGCACCACCUCCGUCACCCUCCUGGCAGCUGAGUUCCUGAAGCAGCUGAAGCCGUACGUGGAGGAGGGUCUCCACCCUCAGACCAUCAUCAGAGCGUUCCGCACAGCCACCAACCUCGCUGUCAACAAGAUCAGGGACAUCUCUGUCUCAGUGAAAAAAGACGACAGGCAAGAGCAGAGGCAGCUGCUGGAAAAGUGUGCAGCCACAGCCCUGAACUCAAAGCUGAUUGCUGGUCAGAAGGAUUUCUUCUCCAAAAUGGUGGUGGACGCUGUCAUGUCUCUGGACGAGCUGCUGUCUCUGAAGAUGAUCGGCAUCAAGAAGGUGCAGGGAGGAGCCCUCGAGGAUUCCCAGUUGAUCUCUGGAGUUGCGUUCAAGAAGACUUUCUCCUACGCCGGGUUUGAGAUGCAGCCCAAACGCUACGAGAAUCCAAAGAUCGCUUUGCUCAACGUGGAGCUGGAGCUGAAGGCUGAGAAGGACAACGCUGAGGUCCGCGUGAAAUCUGUGGAGGACUACCAGGCCAUUGUAGAUGCAGAGUGGAACAUCCUGUACGACAAACUGGAGAAGAUCUAUCAGUCAGGGGCCAAGGUGGUUCUGUCCAAGCUGCCCAUCGGAGACGUGGCCACGCAGUACUUUGCUGACAGAGACCUGUUCUGUGCUGGAAGGGUUCAGGAGGAGGAUCUGAGGAGGACCAUGAUGGCCUGUGGAGGCUCCAUCCAGACCUCCGUAGGAGCCAUGACGGACGAUGUCCUGGGACAGUGUGAACUGUUUGAAGAGGUUCAGGUCGGAGGAGAGCGCUAUAACUUCUUUAAGGGCUGCCCGAAGGCCAAGACAUGUACCAUCAUCCUGAGGGGCGGAGCAGAGCAGUUCACAGAGGAAACAGAGCGGUCGCUGCAUGACGCCAUCAUGAUCGUGCGCAGAGCCAUCAAGAAUGACUCCAUUGUGGCGGGUGGAGGAGCCAUAGAGAUGGAGCUGUCCAAGUACCUGCGGGAUUACUCCAGAACCAUCCCAGGAAAACAGCAGCUGCUGAUCGGAGCUUACGCCAAGGCCCUGGAGGUCAUCCCCAGGCAGCUGUGCGACAAUGCCGGCUUUGACGCCACCAACAUCCUGAACAAACUGCGCGCCAAACACGCACAGGGCGGCAUGUGGUACGGCGUGGACAUCAACAACGAGGACAUCGCAGACAACUUCACCGCCUGCGUCUGGGAGCCUUCCAUCGUGCGGAUCAACGCCCUGACGGCAGCGUCAGAGGCAGCUUGUCUCAUCCUGUCGGUCGACGAGACCAUCAAGAACCCUCGCAGCUCCAUGGACGGACCUCCAGGUGGCGGCCGGGGCCGAGGCCGUGGGAGACCCCAUGCUCACUAAGGGAAAGCAAGAACAAAACCUCAUUUUAUAGAGGCAGUAAAAUCCAAGUGCAGACAGAAGGUCGUCAGGUUGCAUUCUUGCUGAAUGCAGCUUGACAUGACGGAUCUGUAGUUGGAUUUGAAUUCUCCAUAAAAUGAGGUGUUGUAAGCAGUCGUAGACACAUGGCAAAUGACAGGAAACUAAAGGGGGAAAAGAGGCAAUUUCAAGACUGAUUGUUUGGACUUUGUCAACAUUUUUUCUUUGUUUUUCUCCGUUUUUCUUACUGAAUCAUUGACCCGUUUAACAUUUCGAGCACUGUUUCCACCUGUAGCUGUUUUACUGAAAUUGAAGCCGAACGACAGCAGUUCCCCCUCAGUUUGGAAACAAACACACUCCUGUCCCCUUCAGGUCAGCGCUUCUCCUUCCAACCUGAAGGAGUCGUUCCAUAACUUCUAUAAUCUGGUUUUGUGUUACGUGACAAACUGAUGUGCAACAUGGGAAGCAAAGCACUGAUAGGAUGUUGAGCAUAUCUGAAAGAGUGUUGCUCGUGCUGUGUGAAACUAUUUAUUGGACCAUUCUUAUCAAUAAAUUCACAGCUGAAAUCA